UCCUCAUCCUCUCCGACUGGAGUCCGGCGUCCCAGAGUGUCACCACGUGGUUGUGAUCAAUAACGUAAAUUAAUGAAAAAGCAGUAAUAAUUGGACUAACCGGAGGGGAAAAGAGGAGCAGCUGCUCACACCACCAUCACCAUCACCAUCAGCAGCAGCAGCAGCAGCAGCAAUCACAUCAUCCACCAUGGAUAGCCUUCGGGGGUCAAUGUCCAGCGACAAGGGCUCACUCCAAAGAGGGUCAUUCGACUCCAUUCGUGCACCUUCAUUUCCAUCUUCGCCUCAUCAAUUAUUUCAUGGCUCUCCACCGCCGUUUAAUCCAAUAGCCGACUCACUCCCAAGGAGAGACAGUAAUGACAAUCGAAAACGAUCUAGACUGAGUUUCGAUGGUACAUCGAGUGAUGACAGUCGACCUCCGAAAUCUUCUUCUGGUCCUCCGAAUUCGUCAACUUGGAAUGAUGGCAGGAGACAAUCUAAUUCCCGGGCCAACGGAUCUUCAGGAUUGACCAGCUGCGAAGCUUGUCGAAAGGGAAAGCGACGAUGUGAACCAUCGCCAUUGGUGCCUCCCGAUCAUCCCGAUAUUGCCAACUUACCAUGCGCGAGAUGCCGCCGGUUCGCACUCGAGUGCAUUCGGGUCAAAGUGACACGCCGAAAGGGCCCGGCUCCUGUGGACUUGAGUGCUAUUUCAGAUGCUGUCCAUGGCUUUCCGAACGGUGAACCUACACCAGUUCCCAACCCCAGGCCUCCUGCUGCCAGUGCUCCGGAUAUCGCUCCUACCGUUCCCAAUCUCCCCGUCGUACCUACUGUUCCUGACGCUGCCGAGGCUGCCUUCCCACCAUCUUCCAUCGAUUUCACAUCACCCUCAUAUCCGAUACUCGCGGUCUCGCCAUCGCUCAGUACCUCCACCUUGCCGGAAAACUUGGAUCAGGUAGCCGCUCCCCAUGUGAUUGAUCAUAUCAUCGGGCUGUUUUUCAAUUAUGUAUAUCCUCUCACUCCCUGUUUACAUCGACCGACCUUCCUUCACAAUCUUGCCCUCCGACUCGACAAGACGGAUACGAUAUUUUUUGCCCUCACCCUGACGAUAAUCGCUUCUACAUUGGUCCAGAUACCCAGAAGCCUUGUCAAUCUAGACAAGAGUGAAGUCGAGUCACUAGCUAGACGAUGCGUCAAAGUGGCGAGGGUCAAGAUAUCCUAUAUCUUUGACGAUCCUGGACCCGUUCUCAGUACAUACGUGGUCAUCUGCUAUCUUGAGGGUAUCGUGCACCUCCUCCUCGGUAACAACACCGCACACGUUAUCUGCACGGCCCAGGCGAACCAACUGGCGCUUGCGUUGAGACUCAACGAGGAAUCUAGCUAUGAGUCUUUGGAUCCUAUCGAGUGUGAGAUGCGAAGACGCAUCUACUGGCUUCUCUUCCAGGCCGAUAAAAGUACCGCCUGUCUUCGCGCGCGGACAAUAUGCUUGAGGCUGGAGGAUGCAGCCAACCUGAUGCUACCGUCCGAGGUCGACGACGAACAGAUCACGCCAGCUGGCAUCCUCCCGCAACCUUUCGGUAAGACGCCGCUCAUCACCGGAUUCAACAUAGCCACAAAUCUCUUUCGGAUACUAAAUGAUGCUCUCUUAUUACAAAGGCGCAAGGCGCCACCUACGGUCGAUAGCAUCUUGGCUGAUUUGUCCAAUGUCAACGAGCUCAGAGAAAAAGUCAUUCAGACCGCCUUGGAUGUCGCUCCCCCGCUCAAGCUACGAAGCAAGAAUAUAUCUUUUGAGACUAGUCCGGAUCACGACUGGGAGACCGAACUUCAUGAACGUGUUCUCGACUUUUUCCAGGAUCCCGGCGAGACACCCCAUGCACUGAAUAGCUUCACAGUAAUGCAGGGAAACAUCCUCGUCACUCAACAUCUUGUUCGGCUGGUCCUGCUUCAAACGCGAGAGUCUCUGUUUCAGCAGCUCGCAUUGCUCACGCAAAUGCCAAUGACUGGUGUUGGGGGACUCGCAGGUCUGCAAAUGGCGGAGGCGGCCGAGGAUAUCGCCCGAGAAUUAUUGGAUGGACUCAAUAGUCUGCCGGUUGAGAGCGUUGCCAUCAAUGGACCUUCUCUGGUGCAGAAAGUCCGCUUUGUUGCCAUUCAACUCAUGGAGUGCUCCGUAUCUCCUUCACCGACCACGGCCAGAGCUCAAAAGCUUCUCAUGCAAUUUCUCAGUGUACUUGGUGUCAUUGAGGGCAUGUACACGUUCGGCAGGGACAUUUCUGCAGAGUAAUCUACAUAAGCCAUGUAUAAUAACAAUGAUGCUCGGUA
Molecule: messenger RNA, 2292 nt
Organism: Kockovaella imperatae
Lineage: Eukaryota; Fungi; Basidiomycota; Tremellomycetes; Tremellales; Cuniculitremaceae
Product: fungal-specific transcription factor domain-domain-containing protein
Exons: 16
Coding region: 188-2254 (688 amino acids)
Biological process (GO): regulation of DNA-templated transcription; DNA-templated transcription
Molecular function (GO): zinc ion binding; DNA-binding transcription factor activity, RNA polymerase II-specific; DNA binding
Source: RefSeq, a predicted model, not a curated record